Molecule: messenger RNA, 4127 nt
Organism: Gorilla gorilla gorilla (western lowland gorilla)
Lineage: Eukaryota; Metazoa; Chordata; Mammalia; Primates; Hominidae
Product: zinc finger protein 439-like
Biological process (GO): regulation of DNA-templated transcription
Source: RefSeq, a predicted model, not a curated record
GUUUGGCUGAAAUGCAACUAUCCAAUAACCCGAGUGCAGGAAGCAGCUCGUGUAAGCUUAGAGAAGCUGUUGCUAGAAUCUGUCAGUCUGGCUUCGCAGGGCCUGAUACCCAGGGCUUCCGCUGUCACUUAGACGUGGGGGGCGGGGCCGAACAUUCCAUCCAAUCAGAGGCACUGGGACGGGGCCCUGCCCACUGUGCAUCCAGGCACGGAGGAUGUUGCAUUCCUGCCGUCACCUUUGUCGCUGCGAGGGCGGCGGUUGGGAUCUGGCCUUUCCAGCCCCGAGAGGGACCUAGUGCCUCUACCCAGAUUUCUGUCGCUCUGUCACCUGCGCUAUGCCCUGCUGUACUCACAGGAGCUGUAGAGAGGACCCCGGGACAUCUGAAACCCGGGAAAUGGAUCCAGUGGCCUUUAAGGAUGUGGCUGUGAACUUCACCCAGGAGGAGUGGGCUUUGCUGGAUAUUUCCCAGAAGAAUCUCUACAGGGAAGUGAUGCUGGAAACUUUCUGGAACCUGACCUCUAUAGGAAAAAAGUGGAAAGACCAGAACAUUGAAUAUGAGUACCAAAACCCCAGGAGAAACUUCAGGAGUGUCAUAGAAGAGAAAGUCAAUGAAAUUAAACAAGACAGUCAUUGUGGAGAAACUUUUACCCCAGUUCCAGAUGACAGGCUGAACUUCCAGAAGAAGAAAGCUUCUCCUGAAGUAAAAUCAUGUGACAGCUUUGUGUGUGCAGAAGUUGGCCUAGGUAACUCAUCUUUUAAUAUGAACAUCAGAGGUGACAUUGGACACAAGGCAUAUGAAUGUCAGGAAUAUGGACCAAAGCCAUGUAAGACUCAACAACCUAAAAAAACAUUCAGAUAUCACCCCUCCUUUAGAACACAAGAAAGGGAUCACACUGGAAAGAAACCCUAUGCUUGUAAAGAAUGUGGAAAAAACAUUAUUUACCAUUCAAGCAUUCAAAGACACAUGGUAGUGCACAGUGGGGAUGGACCUUAUAAAUGUAAGUUUUGUGGGAAAGCGUUCCAUUGUCUCAGUUUAUAUCUUAUCCAUGAAAGAACUCACACUGGAGAGAAACCAUAUGAAUGUAAACAAUGUGGUAAAUCUUUUAGUUACUCUGCUACCCAUCGAAUACAUGAAAGAACUCACAUUGGAGAAAAGCCUUAUGAAUGUCAGAAAUGUGGGAAAGCAUUCCAUAGUCCCAGAUCCUGUCACAGACAUGAAAGGAGUCAUACGGGAGAGAAGGCUUAUCAAUGUAAGGAAUGUGGAAAAGCAUUCACGUGUCCCCGUUAUGUUCGUAGACAUGAAAGGACCCACUCUAGGAAGAAACUUUAUGAAUGUAAGCAGUGUGGGAAAGCAUUAUCCUCUCUUACAAGUUUUCAAACACACAUAAGAAUGCACUCUGGAGAAAGACCUUAUGAAUGUAAGACAUGUGGGAAAGGCUUUUAUUCUGCCAAGUCAUUUCAAAGACAUGAAAAAACUCACAGUGGAGAGAAACCCUAUAAAUGCAAGCAAUGUGGUAAAGCCUUCACUCGUUCCGGUUCCUUUCGAUAUCAUGAAAGGACUCACACUGGAGAGAAACCCUAUGAGUGUAAGCAAUGUGGGAAGGCCUUCAGAUCUGCCCGAAACCUUCAAUUGCAUGGUAGGACUCACACUGGAGAGAAACCGUAUCAAUGUAAGGAAUGUGGGAAAGCCUUCAGAUCUGCCUCACAACUUCGAAUGCAUCGUAGGAUUCACACUGGAGAGAAACCCUAUGAAUGUAAGGAAUGUGGGAAAGCCUUCAGAUAUGUCCAGAACUUUCGAUUUCAUGAAAGGACCAAACACAUAAGAAUGCACUCUGGAGAAAGACCUUAUAAAUAUAAGAUAUAUGGGAAACACUUUUAUUCUGCCAAGUUAUUUCAAACACAUGAAAAAAUUCACACUGGAGAGAAACCGUACAAAUGCAAGCAAUGUGGUAAAGCCUUAUUGUUCCAGUUCCUUUCGAUAUCUAAAAGGACUCACAGUGGAGAAAAACUCUAUGAGUGUAAGCAGUGUGGGAAAGUCUUCAGAUCUGUCAAGAACCUUUCAAUUUAUGAAAGGACACACAAUGGAGAGAAACCCUAUGAAUGUAAGAAAUGUGGAAAAGCGUUCCAUAAUUUCUCUUCUUUUCAAAUACAUGAAAGGUGCACAGAGGAGAGGCGCCCUAAGAAUGUAAGCAUUGUGGGAAAGCAUUCAUAUCUGCCAAGAUCAUUUGAAUACAUGCAAAACACACACUGGAGAGAAACCUAUGAAUGUAAGGAAUGCGGACAAGCAUUCAAUUAUUUUUCUUCCUUGCAUAUACAUGAAAGGACUCAUACGAGAGAGAAUCCGUAUGAAUGUAAGGAUUGUGGGAAAGCAUUCAGCUUGCUUAGUUGCUUUCAUAGACAUGUAAAGACGCACCAAAGGAAACCCUAUGAAUGUAAGCAAUGUGGCAAAGCUUUCACUUCUUCCAGUUCUUUUCAAUAUCAUGAAAGGACUCACACUGGGGAGAAACCGUAUCGAUGUAAGCAAUGUGGGAAAGCCGUCAGAUCAGCCUCAUGACUUCAAAUGCAUGGAAGCACUCACACUUGGCAGAAACUCUAUGAAUGUAAGCAGUAUGGGAAAGCCUUCAGAUCGGCCAGGAUUCUUUGAAUACAAAUAAUGAAUGUAAACAAUUAACUGUUUAUAAUAACUGUAUACUAACAAAUGUUAUUCUUUUUAAAUAAUUAAGAAGCUAUAAUAAAAUAUCCAUUGGUGUCAUGUAUUAGAUCAAGCUUAUAAUGUUACAUUGUUGUUAUUUGGACAUUGUGAAUCAGCAUUACCUGGAUUCAAUGCCAGGCAUAUUUUUCCUCAUGUAAAUUUUACUUUUCAUGCUUAUGUACUUUAAUUUUUAUUUCAACCGUAAUUUUUCUUUUUUUUCCUUUUCCUUUUUCUUUUUCUUUUUUUAGAAAGAGCCUCACUCUGUUGCCCAGGCUGGAGUGCAGUGGUGCGAUCUUGGCUCACUGCAAUCUCUGCUUCCCAGGUUUGAACAAUUCUCCUUCUUCAGCCUUUUGAGUAGCUGGGACUACAGGCAUGCACCACUUCACCUGGCUAAUUUUGUGUAUUAUUUAGUAGAGACGGGGUUUCACCAUAUUGGCCAGGCUGGUCUCGAACUCUGGACCUUGUGAUCCUCCUGCCUCAGCCUCUCAAAGUGCUGGAUUUACAGACAUGAGCCACUGCGCCCUGCCUCAACCCUAAUUUUUCUUUCACUCAUAAUACCAAAAGUUAUCUCAUGUACCUCUGAGUACCUUCUUCCCCAAAACCAGCAGUGCCAUACCUGCUGUCAGCAAGGGUGUAAUAUGCCAUAGUGAUAAAUAUGACCAGAAGACAUAAAUGACUAUGGGAUGUAUGAGAAUUACAAGUCACAUUGGUAAGAAGAUAAAAAUUUUGGUCAUGUUUAUGAUUUGAAAUAUGUUUACUUCUACCAGUUUUAGAAAUACAGUUACAAAAUGCCCUUGUUUUUGUCCUGGUCCAUCGUGAUCACUGAGGAGCAUCAUCUCAUAUGCCUGAUAUGUAACAUGUGUCUCUCCAACAGUAAAAGACUUGGCCUUGGCUGGGUGCGGUGGCUCACACCUGAAAACCCAGCACAUUGGGAGGCUGAGGCAGGCGGAUCACCUGAGGUCAGGAGUUCAAGAACACCCUGACCAAUAUGAUGAAACCCUGUCUCAACUAAAAAUACAAAACUUAGUCAGGCAUGGUGGCAUGCUUCUGUAAUCCUAGCUAGUCAGGAGGCUGAGAAAGGAGAAUCACUUGAAUCUGGGAGGCAGAGGUUGCAGUGAGCCGAGAUCCCACCAUUGCACUCCAGCCUAGUCAACAAGAGCAAAACUCUUUCUGAAAAAAUAAAAACAAAAACAACUUGGCCUUGUGGUGAGGGGAGGUCAGCUCUAGACUUCUGGACCUGCUUUUGCCUUACUUAUUCUGUAAAGACUAAAACAUUUUCUAAAAUGUAUGGGCACUGUUAACUAGAAGGUACCUUAGUUAAAAUAUAUAAAUUCAUUUACGCUUUAUAAAGCUAUAUUUUUUUCAAGUUGCUUUACUGAGUCAUAGGAGGCUAAUAAAUUUGUGUAAAUUGUCUAAAUAAAAGCCUUUCUUCCUC